AUGAGCAACCUCGCUGAUCCUAACAAGAUGGUGCCUUUUGAGCCGACGGAUCUGGACGAUCCAAACCGGUCAAACCGUCGAGUUGCUUACAACUACGGUCUGUGCGAUGAGAACGAAUAUGAUGCACCAGAGGGAGCUGGUGAGGGUGCGCGUGCUCUCAACGAUUGGGCGGCCGACAAGGACCCAGAAAUCCAGGAGGCUGCCAAGUGGGAGAAGCGCAUAAUGAAUGGGCCCCGAGGAAAGGCGAUGCAGGUUUUUGAUUGCCCUGCUUUCGAGGGAGUGUUCGAGUUUUGCACCAUUUCCGCGGGUGGCUCUCUCGGCGCCGCUGAGAAGCUCAACUCUGGACAUGCCGACGUCGCUGUCAACUGGGCUGGCGGCCUGCAUCACGCUAAGAAUGUCCUUGGAAUUCUGGAGUUGCUUCGAAUUCAUCCGCGAGUCCUCUACAUCGACGUCGAUGUCCACCAUGGAGACGGAGUCGAGGAGGCCUUUUACACCACCGACCGUGUCAUGACGUGCUCGUUCCACCGUUUCGGAGAGUUCUUCCCCGGAACUGGAGACGUUCGUGACCGUGGCAUCAAGCGUGGAAAGGGUUACGCUGUCAAUGUCCCAUUGCGUGACGGUAUCACCGAUCAAACGUAUCAGUCUGUCUUCAAGCCCGUCAUUAAGCAGAUUAUUGAAACUUUCCGGCCAGGCGCCAUCGUCCUACAGCUUGGAGCUGACUCUUUGUCGGGAGACAAGCUUGGUGGCUUCAACCUGACGCUGGAGGGACAUGGCGAGUGCGCGCGUUACGUCCGAAGCUUCAAUAUCCCCGUGAUGAUGGUGGGCGGAGGAGGAUACACGAUCAAGAAUGUCUCCAAGGCGUGGACAAAGGAGACCGGUAUCAUGUGUGGUGUCGAGCUUCCAGAAGACUUGCCCUACAACCGUUACCUCGAGUACUUUGGUCCUCGCUACAAGCUCGAGGUCAUGCCCACCAACGUCGAUGACCACAACCCUCCCGAGUAUCUUGAGGCGUUGAAGCGUACAAUUGCCGAGAAUCUGCGUGAGCUGCCGCACGCUCCGAGUGUGCAGAUGCGCGAGGUUCCCAGCAAGCCUAUUUCCCGUGCUAUUGGUCUUUCCAAGGAUGACGACGAGGAUGACCCGGACAACGAGAUCGAUCAGCGCAUCAAGAAAAUCUUCCGCCAAGGCGGUGAUGUCGACUCGGACUCGGACUCUGAUGACGACACUGCCGCUUAUGCACGAGCCAACCGUGCCCGCCGCCAAGGAGGGCUGUCGUUGCGUCCCAAUCCGAGACCUCGCGUCAACGGCUUCCCUUCAUCGAAGCGUCAAGCUUCCUGCUCGCCCGAUGAGGGCGAGGAGCAAGAGGGUCGCAAGAAGCGUAGCUUUUUCUACUCCAAGGCCGGUGACGGGGUUUGGGAUCCGACGUCGUUGCUCAACCCCAACGCCAAGCCGUCGGAUGGCUUGGUGAACGGUGUCAAGCCGAAACUGUUCGGUGGUAUUCCAGAGACCUGGAAUGUCGGUCGCACGAGCCGUGCCGGUAGCCCUGCUAGCGUAGUGUAG
This is a messenger RNA of Trichosporon asahii var. asahii CBS 2479, 1557 nucleotides long. Its product is annotated as histone deacetylase 1 (hd1). The transcript is spliced from 4 exons. The coding region runs from base 1 to 1557 and encodes 518 amino acids. The record is from RefSeq and is a predicted model, not a curated record. NCBI's taxonomy places the organism in Eukaryota, Fungi, Basidiomycota, Tremellomycetes, Trichosporonales, Trichosporonaceae. Gene Ontology annotation, molecular function: histone deacetylase activity.